This is a messenger RNA of Osmia bicornis bicornis, 728 nucleotides long. RefSeq names its product ubiquitin-conjugating enzyme E2 T-like. The record is from RefSeq and is a predicted model, not a curated record. The transcript has 2 exons. NCBI's taxonomy places the organism in Eukaryota, Metazoa, Arthropoda, Insecta, Hymenoptera, Megachilidae. Bases 171 to 638 code for a protein of 155 amino acids.
ACAGAUUAAAAUUUAAAAUUGUAUGUUACUACUGUUAAAAAGUAAUUCAAUAUUUUUUGAAAUUAAUAGAGGAACUACAAUAAAAUAACAAGUGGAAUAAAACGGAUUUACAAUUAACAUCAAAAUUGAAACUGAAAUAUAAAGUUAGAACUUGAUUUGAAUAGGUGACAAUGCAAAGGUCUUUGAGAUUAAAACGUGAACUUGAACGGUUUGCUCGGUAUCCUACAGAAGGAAUCAGUUGUUAUCCAAAAUCUGAUAAUCUUGAAAACUUUGUGGCAACAAUUAUUGGACCACACGGAAGCCCUUAUAACGGGUGUAUUUUUCAAUUAGAAAUUAAUAUCUCUGAAAGGUAUCCGUUUGAACCUCCACGGAUUACUUUUCAAACACCUAUUUAUCAUCCAAAUAUUGACAACAAAGGUCGUAUUUGUAUGGAUCUGUUAAACAUGCCACCUAAAGGCAGUUGGAAACCAACUGUCAGCUUAAAAAAUCUUUUGGAUGCUGUACAAUGUUUACUAGGAAAUCCAAACCCUGCCGACCCUUUGAUGGCAGAUAUAGCACAAGAGUACAUAUAUAAUAAGCAAGAAUUUGAAAGAAAAGCCAAAAAAUAUGCAGAGAAAGCAAGGAAUAAUCUAUCAUAAUUAAUUAUAAGUAUUUUUACAUAUAAGAAGAAUGCCAAAAAGAUAUUGUUCUCAGAAAGAUAUUAUUUUGCAUUAAAAGUUUGAACAUUC